Capra hircus (goat) is the source of this 8982-nucleotide messenger RNA. RefSeq names its product nebulette (gene NEBL). Gene Ontology annotation, cellular component: Z disc; focal adhesion. The transcript is spliced from 28 exons. The coding region runs from base 23 to 3064 and encodes 1013 amino acids. The record is from RefSeq and is a predicted model, not a curated record. Gene Ontology annotation, molecular function: actin filament binding. Gene Ontology annotation, biological process: cardiac muscle thin filament assembly. NCBI's taxonomy places the organism in Eukaryota, Metazoa, Chordata, Mammalia, Artiodactyla, Bovidae.
UAUAUAUAUAUAAAGAGUAAAAAUGAGGGUUCCUGUAUUUGAGGAUGUGAAAGAUGAAACUGAAGAAGAAAAAACAGGGGAAGAAGAAAAUGAAGAAGACAAGGUAUUCUUUAAGCCUGUUAUUGAAGACCUGAGUAUGGAGUUGGCCAGAAGGUGCACUGAACUCAUUAGUGAUAUCCAUUAUAAAGAAGAGUAUAAAAAGUCUAAAGGCAAGUGUACGUUUGUGACUGACACGCCUAUGCUAAACCAUGUAAAACACAUUGGUGCUUUUAUUUCUGAGGCAAAAUACAAAGGUACCAUUAAGGCGGACCUUUCCAAUUCUCUUUAUAAGCAGAUGCCAGCCACAAUUGACAGUGUCUUUGCCAGAGAAGUUACACAACUACAGAGUGAGAUUGCCUACAGGCAGAAGCAUGAUGCUGCCAAAGGAGUCUCAGAUUAUGCCCACAUGAAGGAGCCGCCUGAGAUCCAACAUGCCAUGGAGGUCACUAAGCACCAGAGUAAUAUUUUUUAUAGAAAAGAUGUACAGGACACCCACAUGUAUAACGCAGAGCUUGACAGACCAGACAUCAAGAUGGCGACACAGAUCUCCAAGAUCAUAAGCGAUGCUGAAUACAAGAAAGGGCAAGGAGUAAUGAAUAAAGAGCCUGCUGUAAUUGGAAGACCAGAUUUUGAACAUGCUGUGGAAGCUUCUAAACGUUCUAGUCAAAUUAAAUACAAAGAAAAAUUUGAUAAUGAAAUGAAGGAUAAGAAACAUCUUUACAAUCCUCUUGAAAGUGCUUCUUUUAGGCAAAGUCAGCUGGCCACUGCCCUGGCGAGCGAUGUGAAGUACAAGAAAGACUUUGAGAAUAUGCAUGACCCAGUUUCAGGUCUCCCAGACUUGUUCUUAGACCACGCUUUGAAAGUCAGCAAAAUGCUAAGCGGACGAGAAUAUAGAAAGGUUUUUGAGGAAAACAAAGGCCUGUAUCAUUUUGAUGUGGAUGCUGCGGAACACCUGCACCAUAAAGGCAAUGCCAUGCUCCAGAGUCAGGUGAAAUACAAAGAAGAGUAUGAGAAAAAUAAGGGGAAAUCGAUGCUUGAAUUUGUUGAGACACCGUCGUAUCAAGUUUCAAAGGAGGCUCAGAAGAUGCAGAGUGAGAAAGUUUACAGAGAGGAUUUUGAGAAGGAUAUUAAAGGAAGGUCAUCAAUGGAUUUAGACAAGACUCCAGAGUUUUUACAUGUAAAGUACAUCACCAACCUUCUGAAGGAGAAAGAAUAUAAAAAGGAUUUGGAAAAUGAAAUAAAAGGGAAAGGAAUGGAGCUUAAUUCCGAAGUACUUGAUAUUCAAAGAGCAAAACGAGCAUCUGAAAUGACUAGUGAGAAAGAAUACAAGAAAGACCUGGAAUCAGAAAUUAAAGGGAAGGGAAUGCAAGUUGGCACUGACACCCUUGGAAUUCAGCAUGCCAAAAGAGCUUCCGAGAUAGCGAGUGAGAAAGAUUAUAAAAGAGAUCUGGAGACUGAAAUUAGAGGGAAAGGCAUGCAGGUGAGCACAGACACUCUCGAUAUCCAGAGAGCCAAGAAAGCAUCUGAAAUGGCCAGCCAGAAAGAAUAUAAGAAAGACUUAGAAAAUGAAAUUAAAGGGAAAGGAAUGCAAAUGAGCAUGGAUAUCCCGGAUAUGCUUCGAGCCAAGAGGGCAUCUGAAAUCUAUAGCCAGAAAAAGUAUAAAGAUGAGGCAGAGAAGAUGCUUUCUAGCUAUUCUACUGUGGCAGAUACUCCUGAAAUUCAGAGAAUUAAGACAACUCAACAAAACAUUAGUGCGGUAUUUUAUAAGAAAGAAGUAGGAGCUGGCACAGCAGUAAAAGAUACUCCUGAGAUUGAACGAGUGAAGAAAAAUCAGCAGAACAUUAGUUCAGUAAAAUACAAAGGAGAGGUGAAACAAGCAACAGCCAUUUCAGAUCCUCCAGAACUCAAGAGAGCUAAAGAAAACCAGAAGAACAUCAGCAAUCUCAGGUACAAAGAGCCGUGUGACAGAGCAACUCCGGUGAGCAUGACGCCCGAGAUAGAGAGAGUGAGGAGAAACCAGGAGCAGCUGAGCACGGUAAAAUACAGAGGAGAGAUUAAACAGGCGACUGCAAUUUCUGAUCCACCAGAGCUGAAGAGAGUGAAAGAAAACCAGAAGAACCUCAGCAAUGUUUAUUAUAAAUCUCAGAUGGGAAGAGCUACAGCCUUAAGUGUAACUCCUGAAAUGGAAAGAGUAAAGAAGAAUCAAGAAAAUAUUAGUUCGGUAAAAUAUACCCAGGACCAGAAACAGAUGAAAGGUAGACCAAGUCUGAUUUUAGAUACACCUGGUCUCAGACAUGUCAAAGAAGCUCAAAAUCAUAUUUCAAUGGUGAAAUAUCAUGAAGAUUUUGAAAAGACAAAGGGAAGGGGCUUUACUCCUGUUGUGGAUGACCCUGUGACAGAGCGAGUGAGAAGGAACACCCAGGUCGUCAGCGAUGCCGCCUAUAAAGGUGUCCAUCCUCACAUCGUGGAGAUGGACAGGAGACCUGGAAUCAUUGUUGACCUCAAAGUUUGGCGCACAGAUCCUGGCUCCAUCUUCGACAUUGAUCCCCUGGAAGACAAUAUUCAGUCUAGAAGUCUACAUAUGCUUUCUGAAAAGGCGAAUCUUUAUAGGAGACAACGGUCUCGGUCUUACUCGAGCAGUACUUUUGGUACAGGGCUGGGAGAUGACAAAUCAGAAAUAUCCGAGAUUUACCGUAGCUUUUCAUGCUGCAGUGAGGUAACAAGACCAUCUGAUGAAGGAGCACCUGUUCUUCCUGGAGCCUACCAGCAAAGCCAUUCUCAAGGGUAUGGGUACAUGCAUCAGACCAGCCUGUCAUCUGUGAGGUCAAUGCAGCAUUCACCAAAUCUAAGGACCUACCGAGCCAUGUACGAUUACAGUGCCCAGGAUGAAGAUGAAGUCUCCUUCAGAGACGGCGACUACAUCGUCAACGUGCAGCCCAUUGACGACGGCUGGAUGUACGGCACGGUGCAGAGAACUGGGAAAACCGGAAUGCUUCCAGCGAAUUACAUCGAGUUUGUUAAUUAGUCGUUUCUCCUUGCCCUUUGAGCUUUGUUCUAAUGUAUUCUAAACCCAAUCUUUUUAAAAGAUAGAAGAUACUUUUAAGACAACUUGGCAAUUAUUUUACAAUAAUCUAUCUUUCCUUUGACAAUUAGAUACGCAGGAAGAAGGAAUGACUUCCAGGCUGAAAAACAGCAGCAUUUUUGGUAAUUGGUAUAAACAAAUAAUUAGGUCUGGAGACCUGGUGCUGCUAGUUGUGUUAAUGGUUCCCUUUGAUUGGCUACUGAACCCUUCUGGGAAAACAUAUUUUUGUAAACUUUAAUAGAGAUGUUGAUUGUCCCUUAAAUGUCACAAAUAUAUGAAACUUCUUAGCUGUCACUUUGGAAUCACCAGAAGCCAGUCCUCUCAAUUCAAUAAUACAGCUGAUAAUUUAAAAACCAUUUAGCUUUCGAGUCACAAGGCGAUUUCCAAUUCCAGUGAAAAUUGCCUAAAUAUAAUAAAUGUAAGCAGUGGAAGAAUGACAGUUCUGUUAAAAUUAUAUUGACUGGUGGCCUUAGGGAUCUAGAAACUUUCAAUGAACAAAGAAAUUUCCUUGUUCCUUGGGCCGACUUGGGUCUAUUUACUUCUCAUUUGUACCGAGGCAUAUCCUAUUCUCCAUUUACAUUCUAUGAACCUAAGUACACGCUUGGCUCCAUAGAAUGUCAGGACCAAAUAACUUCACAGCUGCUCUGCAAAGGGCAAAAUUUAAGGUCAUCUAUGUUAUUUCCCUAAUACUAAUAGCCUUUACCCUGUUGCAUGUCAUGUAGGUUCGAGCUUCUGUAACAUAGGCAGCUGCACUGCCCUGUUCCUGUUAUUCAAACAAAAAGUGUGGCCGAUACCUAAAAGCCCUACCCUCUAGAUGCCAGCUCAGCAGAAAAGCAUAACUUGAAAAGUUGCUUGAGAUUUCUCCUGCCGCAUUGCACUCUAGUUUUGAAGGAUUUACACCUUAGAACAUAGAUGUAUACGCUAGCAAAUAAGUGAUUUAGGCAUUUAUUGAACAGCUUCCAUUAACUUAAUGCCACUGUUGGCUUUAAAGUUAAGAAAACUUCCUAGAAGCCAGUGACAAAGCUGGAAUAUGAAGUGUGCUGGGAGAAACCAAUAAGCAAAAGAUUACCAGCUGCACACAUGGAGAGACAGGUGAUCUGGUUUCUUCUCUGGGAAAACAGUACUCAGAUUCUGGGAUGGAAAUCUAGCUACUGAAAUUGCUUAAUGGAAAGACUUCCUUUCCACUUUCUGGUUUUUAUUUUCUAAAUCACAUUUGGAAGUGAGAGGGGGAUGUCACCAGAGAUUUGACAAAUUGUUCAUUAAAAAAGAAAUCGUUGUCACAUUUUAAUUUUCAAAUGAGUGACUUUGCAGGCUCUUGUUAGAUUCACAGGCAUGACCAUCACAUCAUGAAGUUUUUACCUGGAGUCCACAGUCAAGAUCACUGGAGAGAUUCAUGCCCGUCAGCAACUCUGGGUUUUUCUGAUUGUGCCAUUAGUGAGACUUGCAACAGGGUAGCAGUCAUGUAGGGUCUGACUCUACAGCUGUGAUGAAACUGAAAAAGCAAAAUGUAAUUAUAAACAUGUAUCAAAUAUAUGGGCCUUGGGGAUAUCUGCUUUAAUGAUAUAUUCAAAGAAAUUAACAAAAUAAGCUGUAAAACAUCUUUUCUUGAAAUGCUUAUUAGUCCAAAGGCAAAUAUUAAUUCAUUUACACCUUUGAAAAGUAAGCACAUAGUUUUGAAAUCUGUAGUCUCAUUUUUAUCACGCUAAAAGGGUAAUUAGAUAAGCUUUAUUACACUCAAGCAACAUACUAUAUGACACUGAUGUAAAACUGAGAGGAGAAAAAUUCAGGCAAAUAACUAGAGGUUAUUUGAGGGGGUUUUACAGAUCGCCACAUAAUCAGCUUGCCUGAUUUUCUGUCAUUGAAAUGAUCAGUUGCGAUUCAAUUGAUUAAACCCCAUACUGGUUUUGGUGUCUUAUACACAAACCUACGAAAACAAGCAGAACUUGGAAUAUUCUUGCAAAAAUUCCUUUGCAUUAAAACUGAGGGCAACAAGCUUGCUUAGUUUUAUUAUACCAUUAAAUAAAUAUUUAUUAUUUCACCCAGACAGACUACUUUUUGUGAUUAUAAGAGAGUAGUUGCUGAUUAAAUCUGCAGACUAACUGUGGGACGGGUACACUUUUUGGUAAGUGCCACAUUUAUAGGAAGCUCAAAGGAAUCCAGUUUCAAAUGAUGAUUAUAAUGGGGAAGUAGUCAUAAAGUAACAGCUUGAUGUUUCAUGUUUUUCUCUUCCACUUAUUUUAAAAUCAGAUUCACUGAAUGUCAAAGUCAAUACUUAUUUGGGGAGUAAUUUUCCCCAAAUUUUAAGCUCCACAUAAUGUUUGCAUAGCAAGAUACUUCUGCUUCCAGCCUUUAGGAAUUAAGAACUAAUCAGAAUUUAACUAGAGGGAAGUUAUUUUACAAUAAAGACCGAGGGACAACAAGUUGCACAUGUUCCUGAUGCUAUAAUUUGAUGGUAUUGUCACUGUUAUUAAAGUCUGUCAGGAUAUUAAGCAUCUCAGCAGAAAUACAGAAAACAAUACAUGUAUAAAACCAAAGUGCUAUUUUUACAGCAUCAUUUUCAAGACUGCAUUCUCAAACACCUUUUCCCCUUUCCACACACCGCCCCUCUUGUUUUCAAUUUGGCAACAGUUAUAUCCUACAUAAUGUGACAGCUCAAGAAGGGUUUUAAAAAAACAAGUCUUUUAAAAAUCAAGUUAAAGAGGGCUGUAAAUGCCCAAGCACAGAGAGCAUGCACCUGAUUUUCUAAUUGUGAUGUGUUCUCAAACCUGAUUAAAGCACAAGGGCAGUUUGAUACGCUUUUAAAAGGUUCCGAAAACAGAACUUACAUGGAUCAUCUCUCUCUUGAGCAGAGCAUAGCAACCGAAUAUAUCGCUUGUGGUGUAAGUUUUUGUAGUGAGCGUUUUUACUAAUUCUUGUUCUCUGGGAAAGCUUUCUAUUUCUAACCUGUGACAAGGCACGUCUUCAUGUCUCCUUUUUAUUGUUUACACAUCCACAGCGCAGCCCACUUGGAAAUAAUUAUCCGGUUGUCAGAUCCCCACACUGUCCCUGCAUCUUCUCAGGCUUCCCCCACCUCAGAGACCACACAGGAAUUUGCAAGCACACUUCCCAGGAGCACCUUUCAUGAAUGUGGAUGCGAUUAGACCAGCCCCUCUCUUGCUGCCAGGCUCAUUACUGAGGAUGGCGAACAUACAGUUUUGCCAGUCACGCUACAGUCUUUCUUUCCUUAUCUUUGUCUGUGUUGAGCUCAACAACACUCUGGGAUUUGGGAGGAAAAUCUCCCUAAACACACGGUGGAAGCUUAAGAGGCACAUCUUUUCUUCAGGUUUGCCCAUCCCCAGUGGAAUGUUUUUUAAUGAAAAGAUUAAAGAAAUCGUGUGUGAUCCUUUAAUAACACCCUCUAUAUAAAGUGAAUAUAGUUUAUACCAAAAUUAUAUAGAGAUUAAAAAAUAUUGGUGCCUUUUUGAUUACCCUUGUUUAUUCAUUAUGGUCUUGGAAAGAAAACCAAGCAAGCAAGCAAGCUUCUGCCUAUUCUAUAAUAAUAUUUUAUUAUUUGAUUAUUGGUGUUUUUAUGGUGGAGAAGUGAGAUGCUCCUGAUGGUUAGGAAAGGUGAUGACUGUAUUUUACCUCUAGAGGUUGAGAACUUUAGAAAAUACUGACUUCUUUCGUCUAUUUCUGAAAGUUUCUUUGUGGAUUUAUAUAUAGUUGAGAUGCAUAAACAUAAACUUUAGGUUUGAGAUUUAAAAUACCUAUUGUAAAUUAGAAGAAUUAUGUUAUAAGGCUGAAUUCAAAAAUGAAAUUCACUUCAUAAAUCCAUUAUACCUUAGCUAUUUGCUUCUGAUAAUCUGAAAGUGGCUAGAGUAUGGUUGGUUGGGGUAACCUGACAUGGAGGUGAGAAAGCUUUAGUUAAUAAGAAGCUCUUGUAAACCGAGUGAAGAAUGCUAAAAUGAAAGUCUCUUUUUGAAGUAUUCCACACCCAUUAAAGGUUCUUUCCAGGCAAUUGUCCACUAGCACUGAUUCAAGAAAAUCAAGACAUUGUAUGAUGCUUCUCUGGGCAUCAUUCCCUGAUGCUUAGACUACUGGAUCCACAAGCCUGGAAGGACCCCUGGGGCAAAUCUACACCUCAGUUGUCCUUGUUACUUCCGUAUCUUCAUGGGAAUUUCAUAUGCUUUUUGUGUUUGAUAUAUGGUAUUCAAUUUGCAUAGUAUACACUUCUUUGUAAUCCAGUUGCUGUUAAGAAUUAUUUACUUUAAAGGAAAAGAGAAAACUACAUCGUAGUUCCCUUCUUUACUGUUCAUACAAUGAACAGCUGAGCAUUUAUAAGCAGCACCAAGUGUAUUACAGGCAGGGUGUGGAAUCUUUGCUCUUUGACCUGUGAUUAAAACAUGAACUUGAAUCCUUGUGCAGACUGGUUUCUCUUUGCUUCAAAAUAUGUAGAAUUGUGGUUGAUGAUUAAUUUGCAAGAUUGUACUAACUUUGAGAGCCUCCAGUUUUAUAGAAAACACUUCAUGUUUUAAAAUGAAGGAGCUUACAGAAUGAUACGUUAUUAAUAUAAUUUGGCUUUUGUUAUGCAAAUUGUUAACACCAGCUAUUAAAAUAUAUUUUAGUAGAAAUGCUUUAAUUCAUAUUUUUUCCUCUACACUGUGAAUCUUUAAGCCUUGGUGGACUAGAGCAACAUCGUGCUGCCCAAAGGACUAACCUAUGCAAACUAGUUCACAUUUUAGUGGAUGUCACAGUAAUUGUGUGAUAUGCCGUUAUUUCCCCCGCGUAAUGUACAGCAGCACUGAAAUAACACAUUCAGCCGAGCAUCGUGUAUGUACAGACAGUUACUCACAAGCCCUUCAAGGCUACCAUGAUCAUUAGUAUUAUCAUUUGUGUAAGAGCAGAUUGCUGACUUAUCUAUUGAAACCAUUUGAACGAUGUCAGAACAAGAAUGACAGAUGGAUGCGUCAGCCAUGGCUCCCAAGUGGUCCCUGCAAGUGUUCUCCUGUGAUGAAGCCUCGUGCUCAGAUGCACUCUCUCCAGGGUAUUAUUAUUCUGUGUCUUCUUUCUGUAUUUGUAAAACAUUAUAACGCUUUAAUUUCCUAUCUCUACACACUCGGUUUGCUUAAAUAAAUGCAGGAUGUAACAAAAUGGUUCCACUUGUCAGUUCUCGCCUUGGUUUCUUAGAGCAGUGCUCAUUGAUAAUACCCUGGGUGUGGGUUUAUCGUGACAACUCACGUCAAAUCGCCUCAAAGGUCUGUGCCGGCCUCAGACUGCUUACCUUGGUGAGCCGUUCAGAAUGUGUCUUCCUCCUACACAUAAACCUAGCUUUAAAUGAAAACAAUAGUUUGCUUUUUCAAGCUGAGUCUCUUUCUGAUUUUAUAUCAGAGUGCUACAGUAAUACAUCAUCGUAGUUCACUGCUUCCAAGACUGACUUCCUCAUAUAUCCUCAAUAGUACAACUUUAAUUUUCUUGUGUUUGAAAGAUGAAAGAAACAGCUUGCAGAAAAGAGUAGAAAAUGCUCAAACUGGCUACAUGAAACAGGGAGAUGCUCUGAUUUCCCGUCUCAGAAUGGCUCAUUUAUCAAACAGGAUAAUUGCUUUUCCCCCUAAUUUUCCCAUAGUUGGAAAAAGUGAGUUUGUUCCUUUUUUUGCCCUCAUGUAAAUCUACUGAGACUAGGGUCUUAGCUUUAUUGUGUUAUUUUGUAACAGUUCUUUGAUGGUGCCUAAAUUCUCCUAAUUAUAAACCGAUAAACUCUGCUGAUGACACAUUUAGUGCUCUUGCGCAAAGAAUACCCUUCCUAAUCUUGUUUUUCAUAUUCCAAAAGUAUGAAAUAUUUGUAUGCUAUUAAUCAUUAAACAUACUUAUAAUAUUUCAAAUGG